AUGUCUGUUUUUAGAGGAUUUUCAGCCUAUGAUUAUGGGAGAGAAUAUUUUGCCAUCUUUGUACGAAGAAACUUUCAAACUUCAUAAAGAUGGUGUGAAGUCAGGAGUGAAUUAGAAAAAAAGUUAUAAGAAUAGAAAAAAAAGCCUGAGAGUUCUUUCGAAAUGGAGAGUGAGUUUGGAAAUUUCUAUUGCCAAUUUGAAAAGCAAACAAGUUAAUUAUGUGCGUAUAUUUUAGAGUGUUACUUUAUAUUGUUGAGCAAUCAGAACACAAAAAAGGAAGAACAAUAAAAAGUGUUACAAACCAUUAUUGAACAAAUAAAAAAGGUUAACAAUUACAUCAAACUAACGCGAGAAGAAUUUGAAUAGAAGUUGAAAUAAGAUAUUUUAGAUAGUUUAAGUCGAGCUGAGUAGGAGUAUAUAGAGACACAUGGAAAUUUGGAUUAUUUAUUGAUUUAACAGUCACAAGAAAAAAAGAAAUUUAGAAAGGAUUUGGCAUAAUAAAUUGAUAAAAAGGCAGAGCACAAAUAAAAGACUUAUGAAUUAAUUGAGAAAUUGAUAAUAAAAACCAAAACUGCCGAUUUGGAACCAUAAUAUAAGUUUAUGUUCAAAGGAUUCAUGAUGUUUGAUUAUGUUCGACAAUAUUUUUUGAUGUUGAUCAACAUAGCCAUCCCAAUUUAGAAUAAAUGGAUAAAUGAUCGAAACGCUUUAUAGAAAAUAAUAAUGGAUAAUUAAAAGAAACCUCAAGAAUUUAUUUAAUUAAAGGGGGAGGGAGGCUAAUUUUAUGCCAAAUAUCAUAAAGAAAAAAAAUGCUACUUUAUUCUUUAUACCGAUGAAGUUAUUGAUUUAGAAAAAUAAAAAUAAGUUGUGGACCAAGUCUAUCAAUUGAUCACUCCGGAUGGAAAAUAUAUAAAAAUGAAUAAAGAAGAAGUUGAUUUAAAAUACUCAUAAUAAGUCAAAACUAUUUUACAAUAAAAUGAAAAGGUGGACACCGAAUAACUCAUGAAAAUAGAAGGAAAUAACAGAUAAAAGACUAUUUCCCCUGAGUAAUAAUCUGAUAUCAAUGAUCCUUUGAAAUCCAAUAAAACUGGAUCAAUCAAUAACUAACAAAGGAACAAUUUAUAUUUAUAGGAAGAGAUGAAACCACUUAAUUAAUGA
This is a messenger RNA of Paramecium tetraurelia, 1155 nucleotides long. RefSeq lists its product as uncharacterized. The transcript is spliced from 4 exons. The record is from RefSeq and is a predicted model, not a curated record. Lineage: Eukaryota; Ciliophora; Oligohymenophorea; Peniculida; Parameciidae.